AUGCAGAAGCGCUGGACCACCAACGCCAUUUACCCUCAAGAGCGAGACCACGUCUUCUUCAUUAACACCACUGCGGGCAACGCCUCCUUGGCUAGCUUGCUCACCACCAACCGGGGCGGAGUGGCGAGCCGCAGCUACGUCCUGGCGCACGGAACUCCCCGUGGCGGCACGACCACUCGCCUACUUCAACUGCGCGACCAGCUGGCGAACGAAGGCUAUGAGUGUGCCAUGAUCUCUCUUCAGGAAGGCAUCCCGUUUGAGCUCGUAGCUGAGUUCUGGACGGCGAUGGGCAGGUUCAUCCAACGCCACCUGGGCAACACGGCUGAUGAUGACGUGGACCAGAUCCACGACGCCCAGACCUUCAUCGCCUUCUUCUCCCGGGAGCCGUGGGCUUCACGUAAGGUGGUCCUGAUCGUCGACCAGUUCGAUCUCUUGAACAAUGCGGCCGAUCUGGUCAGGGACCAGUUCCUUGGCACACUGCGCGCCAUGCGCGAGUCCGAGGCCAGCCACGGCCUGCACGCCUUCUUCGGAGUAGGACCCUACAGCAUACUAAACCUCCAGGACCACCCCUCGUCUCCCUUCAACGCGUGCGAUGCGUUCGCCUUGCCGAUGUUCGAGCGCAACCACGUUCGCGAGCUGUUCAACCAGUACUCACGCGAGUCCAACGUCGAACUGGCCCCUGGGAUAGCCGACGCUAUCUAUGACCUCACCAGUGGGCACCCGGGCCAUGUCUGCUUCUGCGGCAAGAUGAUCGCAGAGCACCUGGCCACGGGGACCAGAAAGGUGGCCUACGACAGCUGGGUGAGCUACGCCGCCGAGCAGCUCUUGCCCAGGCUGUGCGCGAGCUGGGCCACGGCCGGCCUGGCAGAUCACCAACUGAGCGACAAGCCAGAGCACAUAAAAGCCCGCCACUACCUGACCAACAACUUCCUGCUGCAGGACCCAACUCCUCCCGACCACCUCCCCGUGGUCGCCGCUGUGACGGAGGAGGACCUCUGGAUGUGCAAGUUCCUCGCAACAGAGGGCACCGUCCGAGAGGUGAGCCCCAACCAGUUCAUGCUAGCCUCGUUCCUCGUACGCAACAUGGCCACGUGGGCCAUCAUCAGGAACAGAGAUUGCUAA
Acanthamoeba castellanii str. Neff is the source of this 1122-nucleotide messenger RNA. RefSeq lists its product as uncharacterized. The coding region runs from base 1 to 1122 and encodes 373 amino acids. The record is from RefSeq and is a predicted model, not a curated record. The transcript has 2 exons. Lineage: Eukaryota; Discosea; Longamoebia; Acanthamoebidae.